AUGGCUCCGAGCGCUCAGGCGGGCCCGGGCCGCGGGCAGGCCCCGGCCGCGGGGAUCCGCCACGGCAUCCGCGCCGUGCUGCUGGGCCCGCCCGGCGCCGGCAAGGGCACGCAGGCCCCGAAGCUGGCCGAGACCUACUGCGUGUGUCACCUGGCUACCGGCGACAUGCUGCGGGCCAUGGUGGCCUCGGGCUCCGAGCUGGGCAAGCGGCUCAAGGAGACGAUGGAUUCGGGGAAGCUGGUGAGCGAUGAGAUGGUGGUGGAGCUGAUUGAGAACAACCUGGACUCCCCUCCCUGCAAGAACGGCUUCCUCCUGGACGGCUUCCCGCGCACCGUGAAACAGGCAGAGAUGCUGGAUGAGCUCCUGGAGAAGAGGAAAGAGAAGCUCGACUCCGUCAUCGAGUUCAGCAUCCCCGACUCGCUGCUGAUCCGGAGGAUCACGGGACGGCUGAUUCACCCAGCGAGCGGCCGCUCGUAUCACGAGGAGUUCAGACCCCCGAAAGAGCACAUGAAGGACGAUGUCACUGGAGAGCCCCUGAUCCGGCGCUCGGACGAUAACGAAACGGCCCUGAAAACGCGGCUCAAGUCCUACCACACCCAGACCUCCCCCCUGGUGUCCUACUACAGCAAGAGAGGGAUCCAUACGGCCGUGGAUGCCUCCCAGUCCCCCGACGUGGUGUUUGCCAGCAUCCUGGCAGCCUUCACCAAAGCAACAUGUAAAGACCUGGUUAUGUUCAUUUAAAGCUCCAUCCCAGGAUGGGGUUCUCUUUUUUUUUUUUUUUUUUUUUCUCCUCUCUCUUUCUCUGUUCUGUCUCUCUGGGGCCGAGGAGGGUGAAGAGCUGAGCAGAGUAGAAGGGGAAGGGAUGAGGUGAUGCAGCCCAAGGCAGGGCUGUGCUGAUUCUCUAAUUUAAUUAAACGAGCUGUUAACGGUUUCGAUGUGGUUAUAUGUGAACGUCAGUCUGUGUGCAGAUGUUGGGAUUUUUGGCCUCUAGAGGCCGCAGCGAGCCCAGGCUCCAGCUGCCAAAAUGGGCUCUGCACUCCUUUGGGUGAAAAAGCCUUUGUUUCAUCCUAGAAAUGCUCCUCUCUGAAAGGAACUGUACUCGCAGCUCCUCCCAGCUACCCCACAGGGGCCUUGGAGAAGGUUGGGGAUGUGGGGCAAGGAUUUCCCAGGAGAUGUGAAGCUGCAGGAUUGAAACCUGGGAUUGCUCUGUUUACGUGGGAGCAGCCUGAGGGACAGCCUUGGGGCUGGAUGAUGAUGGAUUCUCCUUGUAUGUGUUUUAUUCCCUGUGGGGUAGCAGGUUCCUGUUCUGAUGGCACUUGAUGGGGGGUUUCAACCUUUAUUUAUCUGUGGGAUUUAUAGCAAAUUAGUGAGAUGCUGCUUUUUAAUGUGAAAUCUGUGGUCAGAGUCUGACGGUUACUGUGUGGCAGGUUGGGAUGUCCUGAGGAUGAGAAAAGGAGUUGGGUUUUAACUCUUCACUCUUGCCUUGGUUUUGACCAAGGAGAGGAAGAUGAAUUGAGCUUCUCCUGAUCCCAAAGUCUAAAUAUAAUAAAGCCUUAUUGCAAAACAAA
This is a messenger RNA of Melospiza melodia melodia, 1568 nucleotides long. RefSeq names its product adenylate kinase 2 (gene AK2). NCBI's taxonomy places the organism in Eukaryota, Metazoa, Chordata, Aves, Passeriformes, Passerellidae. The record is from RefSeq and is a predicted model, not a curated record. Gene Ontology annotation, molecular function: ATP binding; AMP kinase activity. Gene Ontology annotation, biological process: ADP biosynthetic process. Gene Ontology annotation, cellular component: mitochondrion; cytoplasm. The coding region runs from base 1 to 741 and encodes 246 amino acids. The transcript is spliced from 6 exons.